This is a messenger RNA of Drosophila yakuba, 2517 nucleotides long. RefSeq names its product chymotrypsin-like protease CTRL-1. Gene Ontology annotation, molecular function: serine-type endopeptidase activity. The coding region runs from base 100 to 1029 and encodes 309 amino acids. The transcript is spliced from 4 exons. Gene Ontology annotation, biological process: proteolysis. NCBI's taxonomy places the organism in Eukaryota, Metazoa, Arthropoda, Insecta, Diptera, Drosophilidae. The record is from RefSeq and is a predicted model, not a curated record.
GUAUUAAGCGAGCUCAGUUCUCUUUUUUCUUGAUAAGCUUAUGUUACAUGUCGAUUAAAAUAAAAUGAGAGCUUCGUUCACUAGAACGACAGUAUCGCGAUGGAGGCACAACUAAUCGCAAUGCCAGUAGUUAGUAUUCUCCUAUUGUUUUUUCUCCCCUUACCAGUAUUAAACCAAUUUCUCGACGGCGAGUGCGGUGUUCAAUCCAAUGGACAGACAGUUAAACGAUCCUCGAGUCCCUGGAUAGCAUUUCUCCACACAACUGAUUUGAUAUUCGUGUGCACUGGAACUUUGAUCUCUCGCAAUCUGAUACUGACUGCUGCGCAUUGCAUAACGUCCAACACGCAACUAGUAGCUCGGCUUGGGGAGUUUAUGGGAACACUUGAGGAAAACCCUUUGCCAGUGUUGCAUGAUGUAAGGGAAUGCAGCAAGCAUCCAUAUUUCGAUAUGACAACUCAUGCGAAUGAUAUAGCUGUUUUGGAGCUUGCUACAAAAGUUGUUUACACAGACAACAUCAGACCAAUCUGCAUUGUGUGGGAUCGUUCGUGGAAACGCCAUAUGGAUAGCAUUCAAAUACUAAGUGGCCCUGUUCGGGGCAAGCCAGAGAACGACAAUGACGGUGGCAGCAGAAUCGUGGACAUCCGACGCCAGCCACCAGAAAUGUGCCACAACUAUAUGGGCACCUUCAGGGAGAAUAUAUCAAGCAGUGUGAUCUGUGCUGGGGACUCGAACAGUAAUCUAUGCAACGCGGACUUCAGCAGUCCUCUGGGAGCCUUGGUGCUUCAUAGGAAGUUACAGAGAUUCGUCCAGAUCGGCAUCGCCACAUCGAACCAGAGGUGCAACAUGCCCAGUAUCUACACGAAUGUCCUAAGCCACAUCGAGUUUAUCCUGCGAGCAUGGCGGCAUUAUAGCAAAGGUAAUAGUUCCUCGGGAGCAAGUUCACCUACAAAGUCACCGACAAAGUCACCAACAAAGUCACCAACAAAGUCACCAACAAAGCCACCAACAAAGUCACCAACAAAGUCAUAAACAAAGUCACCGGUGAAAUCACCGAAAAAAUCGCAGACUAAUCGUAAAUGCCUUUCGGUUGAGUAUCAUUAACUGAGUAGUCCCCAAGAAUGAAAUUUUUUUAGUGAUAUACAAUAGAUAAAGUGUUUUUAAAUAUUUCGAUAUUAUUCAACUACUGGCCUUUCAGGAAAGACAAAAUACUUUUUAAAAUGUCAGCGAGCUUAAACUGAUUUAGCCAACUAAUUAGAUUGCCUCAAGUAUUUACGAUUACGAUUGUAUGCGCCGUUUAGCUUGAAGUUUUUAUGUAAAUCGGUGUAAUAAAUUCUGAUGCAGCUGUGGCGUCUUCACAACUGCCUACUGAAGGCGUAAUUGAGCCAAGAGAAACUUUUUGAAACGGAUUUUAACAGCCAGCAGCAAAGAACAAUUAAUUUAGUAAUGCGCUGUGGCAAUGUCAUGUGAAACUGAAAGCUUACAGCCGAUAAAAUUUAAUUAUUCCCUCUGGUAGCUAAUUCAAAGAGUACCAAAUUACAGAGGACUUUACUAUUUAAAUACACGUCAUUUUGGAGAACAUGAGGGAGACGAUUUUUACCCUAUUUUCUCUGAACUUAAAUUGACUUGUGGCCUUCGCAUUAUUCAAUUAUUUACCUUUUGCAACUUAUCAGAUAGCAUAAAUAUUAAUUUCAUAAGUCCUUCAGUUGGCUAUUUCAAUUAAAAUGUGUACUUCAGCAAACCACUUGACAAUUAACACACUCUUUAAAUGACAAUUUCUUUGCCUCGGCUGUUGAUAAACUGCAUAAUUUAUGUAAUUUGCUGCACCGACAGACACACUCACGAGCACUUAUUGAUGACAAUUAUUUGAAAUACUUUUAAGUGAGUGGGCAACAAUUUAUUGAAUUAAUAAUUAACUGCAAUUGCGCAAUACAAAAUUUAUUUUAUUGCUGUCAUCAAGUGGCUGGGAGAAGCCAAACCGGGAUGGCCCUGUGCAUCAUUAACUAAUUUUAGUCGCAUUCAUAAUUUAAUUGAUUUAAAUGGGAAUAGCGAUUUCUCUGUCAAUUAUCGCACCCCAUGUGCACGAAUGUGCAGUUUUAGAAUAAUUGAUGACAUUUAAUAUUAAUUACACUUUACAAUUUAACUUGAAACCCUUAUUUGCAAAGAGCACAUCCCGUUUUUUCCCGUUGCAUGCCGGCAGUUCUCGAGGCUUUAACUAAUUUCAUUACUAUGCAUUAAUCAUGCACCGCAUGUUAAUAAAUAUUAAUGUCCUUCAGCUAGCCAGCGAACUGCCAAUUUUGGCCAUAAAAUUUCCGGAAAAUUUUGCAUAAAAGUGUACUGAUUUAUGGCAUUGCCAAAUAAAAAAAAUAAACAAGUUCAUUCUACCAGUAGGGUUGUAAAAAAAUCGUGCACAAAUAACAAUUAAUUAUCUAGUAAUGAAACGAAAGUGUUGCGCUUACUAUUGAAUCGACCUUACCUUACCUAUAAAAAUAUCAGUUUUGGCCUAACCAAAACAUGUAU